GGAAGAAGGCGGGUGCAUGACGGCAGGACAGAGGCCGGAUCGCUGCUGGCUGGCGGUGACCAGCGGUGGUGGGUUGUGGGUUCGUUUGGCGGCGUCGGUUGGAUGGCAAAUUCGGGAUUUGGUUUGCGGCUCGGCGGCCGAUCGUGAUCCUCUGGCCUUGCACCUCUGAUCGCCAUCUCGCUCAUCUUGACGUCGUCCUGACGUCGUCUUGACAUCGUCUUGGCAUCGUCCCGAGUCAUUUCGCGACAUCGUCGUCCCUUCCUGUCCGCCAUGUCCGUGCUCCGACGAUCGCUUGUGUCGAUCAGGGGCAGCUCAAAGCCCAAUCACUCCGGUGCCCACAAUGACCCUUUGGCCAUCUCGAUCAGCCCAAGCGGAUCGAGAGGACUUUGGCGGGCCGCAUCGACCCAACGAGGGCCAGUCACCCCGGCCGCAGGGUUACCGCACUCUCCUGCCUUUUGUCGGGGCCAUCUGUCGGUUUCCUCUGCCACCAGCCACACAAACGUGCCAUUCCGGCCCACACAGGCCCCGUUUGCAACCACACCCAGCACCCCUUUCCGCCAAAUCAUGGUCAUUGCCAAGUUGCCUGCAACUACGCUGCCUUGGGGAUCUUCGCUGGACUUGCCGCUCACUGCUCCGCAUCGAGCAGGUCCAGGCCAGUCUCGGGCGAUGAGCAGCGCACCUCCCAGACAACCCGAUGAUUCGGCAGCGACCUCCAAGGGCGGCCUUUGCCAAGUUGAGGUCGAUGCAGCAACCAAGCAGACUCUGGCGAAUGCAGCCGGUCAUCCGGAAAAGCCGGGACUCGAUCGGGCCCCACAAAUGCCACAUGCGGGCUCUGCUGGUCCCGAAACCGUCCGAACGAAGCCGUCGGCAUCCGAGCAUCCACAGUUUUCGAUGGGCUGGUGGAAGGACUGGGCAAUCAUCUUUGUCAUCUUUGGCAUCACCGGAUCCACGGCCGUGUCGAUUGUGCGGCCGUUUCUGAACAAUGUCAUCGGCAUUGAAGGCACAUUUGCCCAGGGCCCGUGGCUCUUCCGGAUCUGCUAUCUUAUGACGACGCUGCCGUUCUACUCGCUUGUCUUGGUCACUGUGGGCACGCUCUUUGGGCGAGGGGCCUACUUCCGCUACGUUGCCCGGCGAAUGUGGGGUCGGUUCAUUCCAAGUUCCUGGCGGCCGUGAGCACCAAAAUCUCUCUUCGAUGAUGGGAAGGGAAUGGCGAUCAACGAGCAAAGACCCGACGUUGAGGAUGAUUGCCUGAGCUGCAAAUGUGGAUUACAGCGACAAUAAAACAAUAUCACACCCACCCAAUGGAGGGAGUUCUGAGUUUGGCAGGUCGCUUGGCCCGGCCGAAGCUCAUUGUUCAUCAAGACGGGAGUGUUUCCCUGCUGGAUCGACACCGCUGAUCGCCGG
Messenger RNA from Polychytrium aggregatum, 1404 nucleotides. RefSeq lists its product as uncharacterized. The record is from RefSeq and is a predicted model, not a curated record. The transcript has 2 exons. Bases 271 to 1173 code for a protein of 300 amino acids. Lineage: Eukaryota; Fungi; Chytridiomycota; Chytridiomycetes; Polychytriales.